AUAUUUUGCCAACACGCUUAAAAUUUUAGUAAACCCCAAUUUUUGCCAUGAAAUAUCAUGAAAUUCCUGUGACUUUUCGCCUUUUGUUUACUGAGAAACCGACCCUUCUGAAAUUCAAUUUUAAAUUUUUCUAUACCUAAAUGGGCGAGUAUUAGAUUAUUGAGAAAAGGAGGGAAAAGUAUGGCGAUUUCUCUGUCUUGUUCUGUGGUUUCUCGGAUUUCAAUUUCAUCGACGUACUCUUUUAUGAAAGCAAAUGAAUUGGGAUACUCAUCGGUUCUAUUGAAAUCUGUAAACCCUUUUCGGUUAAAUUGUCUGUCUACACUUACCACUUCUGCUGCUGCUUGUCAUUCCAGUAGAAAGCUGUUCAACGUUCGAGCGACAGUGUUGCAAGAGAAUGAAGAUAAAGUGAUUGUAGAGGAAUCAUUCAAUCCAAAGAGUUUUCCUGAGAAGGAAGGAAAGGGAAGCUCAGGGGAGCCACCUGACGAUCCAUCCUCCAGUGGUUUAGAGAAGUUGAUUAUAAAGUUUGAGCAAUCUAUAAAUAUUUUUCUCACGGACUCAGUCAUAAAGAUACUUGACACCUUGUACCAUGACCGCGAUUAUGCGAGAUUUUUUGUUCUAGAAACUAUUGCAAGAGUUCCUUAUUUUGCCUUCAUGUCUGUGCUGCACAUGUAUGAGAGCUUUGGAUGGUGGCGACGAGCGGACUAUCUGAAAGUUCAUUUUGCUGAGAGCUGGAAUGAGAUGCACCAUUUGCUUAUUAUGGAAGAGUUGGGGGGAAAUGCUUGGUGGUUCGAUCGGUUCCUUGCUCAACAUGUUGCAAUAUUUUACUAUUUUAUGACUGCUUUUAUGUAUGCUUUGAGCCCAAGAAUGGCAUAUCAUUUCUCUGAAUGUGUGGAGACUCAUGCAUUUGAAACUUAUGACAAGUUUAUCAAAACUCAAGGAGAGGAGUUGAAGAAAUUGCCUGCACCUACAAUUGCGGUUAAAUAUUACACUGAAGGUGAUUUGUACUUAUUUGAUGAAUUUCAAACAGCAAGACUUCCCAAUAGUCGACGGCCAAAAAUUGAGAAUUUGUACGAUGUCUUUAUGAACAUUAGAGAUGAUGAAGCAGAGCAUUGUAAGACAAUGAAAGCCUGUCAGACUCACGGUAGCAUCCGCUCCCCUCACUCGUAUCCAGAGGAUGCACGGGAUGAUGAUUCGGGUUGUAUAGUUCCUGAGGCAGACUGUGAAGGCAUUGUAGAUUGCAUAAAGAAAUCUGUAAAGGACUCCGGUGCAAAGAAAAAGUGAUAAGCAUCAAAAAGAGUCGAUGAAAAUUUUACUGUAUUGUAAUACCUUUUUUUCCUAUAGGAAAAUCAUCUGUACACAUGCAUGUAUAGCCAAAAAAAAUUGCACUUUCUUGGCCUGAAAGAAUAUAGUUAUACCUGAAAUGUAAUUCUUAAAUCCUCGUACUUCAAUUUUGUGAGAGGAUUUACCUCUUCAAUAAUUGUAUGCAAUGAGCAGUCCCAUCUUACACACAACAUCAAUUGUGAUGGAGUUAAUUAA
Olea europaea var. sylvestris is the source of this 1536-nucleotide messenger RNA. RefSeq names its product ubiquinol oxidase 4, chloroplastic/chromoplastic. NCBI's taxonomy places the organism in Eukaryota, Viridiplantae, Streptophyta, Magnoliopsida, Lamiales, Oleaceae. Bases 181 to 1281 code for a protein of 366 amino acids. Gene Ontology annotation, cellular component: thylakoid; mitochondrion. The record is from RefSeq and is a predicted model, not a curated record. Gene Ontology annotation, molecular function: alternative oxidase activity. The transcript has 9 exons. Gene Ontology annotation, biological process: alternative respiration.